Molecule: messenger RNA, 2965 nt
Organism: Panicum virgatum (switchgrass)
Lineage: Eukaryota; Viridiplantae; Streptophyta; Magnoliopsida; Poales; Poaceae
Product: scarecrow-like protein 32
Exons: 2
Coding region: 1492-2769 (425 amino acids)
Biological process (GO): regulation of DNA-templated transcription
Cellular component (GO): nucleus
Molecular function (GO): DNA-binding transcription factor activity; sequence-specific DNA binding
Source: RefSeq, a predicted model, not a curated record
CCCCCCCCCCGCCCCUUUAUCCUCCACAAUCAAGCGCAUGACCAUCAGAGCUCUGACGGAAGCCCGGCGCUUUUGUUCGUCAGUUAUUGGCCGAACAUUCAGGAAGACCAGACAUUUGUUUCAGAGCGGGCAUCUUUACGUGAUGCUCUUAUCAUACCCGAUUACAGUUCGAGUGAACGAGCACUCGACAGGUGUUCUUCAGAAUUCCUCCUUGCCCUUGGCCCUUCCAUCAUUUGUAGCCCGAUGCUGUAUGGUGGUGUCUUUGACUGAUCCUGACUGACAACUGACAAGAAUGGGCACGCACGUACGAGCAGUGCACACGUGGCGCCGGAGGAUCGCCGGAGCUGAACUCGGUGCCGUUUCCUCCUCCGCACUCUUGGCCAGCCAAUCGCGCUCGUCGAAAUCAACGGCUAGAGGACAGAGGUACGACAAGGCAGCGACACGGACACGCCCCAACUGUGUUUCAAUCAGGCUCAAGGGUGACGAGAACAACAGCUUCUUUCGUCAGCGCCCGGAGAUGCCCGCUCGUGUGGAUUGUACCCCAUUUAGAAUUGGCCCUGCUUGCUUGUUCGUUUCUAGGGACGCCCGCCCCCCUCCGGCAUAGAAAAUGGGGUGCAGAGAAUGACAAGGCCAGGUAAGUUUAUUCGGAGUUCUUCGUCCGUUGCUCUCAACGGCCAAAAGAGUCCGGGCGGCUAUGGCUGCUCCGUCGUCGCCUUCUCACCGGCCGUUUUUUAAUCUAGAUUAACAGUAGAAACACUAAUGACAUAGUACAUUGUACAUGCCAUAAACUCAUUACAGUGUCGUUAAGCUGAACCACCCCUUCUGAGGGAAACAUGAAAAACGUUGGUUGAAACUAUGCUGUCUGAACUUCGGUAUUUCAACAUAGGCUUCUGUUUUUCUGCUUUGAUAUUGAGUUGUUUCACUUUUAAGUGUGUUUUCUUGCUUAGUUUAGUAGAGUAGUCAGCACCAAUUCGGUCGAGAAGAAUUCUGGACCAACUAAAGAUUCCACGAUCUAGAGUAGUACAAAUAUAGUUGGUAGUACAACAAGAAUUCAGACACAAUCAGACAAAGGUGUUAAAAUGAUAAUUCAGUUUGUCUUUUUUCCCAAUGGAAAGAGUCCAAAUUGCUAUCUAAUUUCCUCCCCCAUGGGGAUGAGGGAGGAUCUUUCCAGAACUCCUAUAAAUAGCCCAUGUCAUUCCAACAAGCAAACCAAAACUUCGAACAAAGCACCUCAACCCUGCCAGUUCUCUCACUCAAGUCACCUUGCAAUUCCAUGCUACCAAUCUCCAAACUAGUAUAGGAACUAGAAGCAGGCAGCAGACUAAUUCUUCUAGGGAUUGUUUGGUUCCAUAUCUCCCGAAAUGAUCCGCAGCCACCCAAUGCGAAGUCGACAGGUGUCGCCAUCCUAGCCAGCCCUAACUAUUUGGCUUUGGCGUCCAAAAAUCCUGUAGCACAUUGGCACGUCCGUACGAGGACUAGGCCGGGUGAUCGAUGGAGCAGGAGCUGAGGACCGGCGGCCUCAGGGUCAGGGCGCACAGCUCCUCCGUGUGCUUCUCCGGCGCGCUCAUCGACGGCCCGCGCAUCCAGCAGCUGCUCCUCCACUGCGCCGCCGCGCUGGAGUCCAACGACGUCACGCUGGCGCAGCAGGCCAUGUGGGUGCUCAACAACAUCGCGUCGUCCCAGGGGGACCCCAACCAGCGCCUCACGUCGUGGCUGCUCCGCGCGCUGGUCGCGCGCGCGUGCCGCCUGUGCGGCCCGGCGGCCGGGGCUCCCCAGGCGGCGGCGCCCGCGCCGCGGGAGCGGGCCAUGUCCGUGACGGAGCUCGCCGAGUACGUCGACGUCACGCCGUGGCACCGGUUCGGCUUCACGGCCUCCAACGGCGCCAUCCUCCGGGCCGUGGCGGGCAGCGCCGCCGUGCACGUCGUCGACCUCGGCGUCACGCGAGGCAUGCAGUGGCCGACGCUCAUCGACAUGCUGUCCAAGCGGCCCGGGGGCCCGCCGGCGCUCCGCAUCACCGUGCCGUCCGCCCGGCCCGCCGUGCCGCCUCUGCUCGGCGUGCCGGACGAGGAGCUCGGCGCCCGGUUGGCCAACUUCGCCAAGUCCAAAGGCGUGCAGCUAGAGUUCAACGUCGUCAGAAAGGGCACGGGCACGAGCACGAGCCCGACGUCGUCUCCAAAGAAGAAGCAGGCGCCGCCGCUCUGCCAGCAGGACCUGGCGUCCGUGCUGUCGGACCCGCCGUCGCUGGCGCUCCGGGACGGCGAGGCGCUGGUCGUCAACUGCCAGAGCUGGGUCCGCCACGUCGCGCAGGGCUCGAGGGACGCGUUCCUCGGCACCGUCCGCGAGCUGAAGCCGUGCCUGGUCACGGUGACCGACGAGGACGCCGACCUGGACUCGCCGAGCCUCGCGUCCCGCAUCGAGGGGUGCUUCAACUUCCACUGGAUCCUGUUCGACGCCCUGGACACGUCCGCGCCCAGGGACAGCCCGCGGCGGGUGGAGCACGAGGCGGCCGUGGGCCGGAAAAUCGAGGGCGUCGUGGGUGCCGACGACGCGGACGGCGCCGAGCGGUCCGAGUCCGGCGCGAGGCUCGCCGAGCGGAUGCGGCGGAACGGGUUCACGGGCGUAGCGUUCGACGAGGAGGCGGCGGGCGAGGUGAGGCGCCUGCUGAGCGAGCACGCGACUGGCUGGGGCGUGAAGCGGGAGGAGGACAUGCUCGUGCUUACCUGGAAAGGCCAUGGCGCCGUGUACACGGGCGCCUGGACGCCUAGCUAGUAUAGCUAUCUGAUCUGCUGCUAGGAGCCUAUGUUUCCGAUUAGCUCAAGAAGAAUCAAGCUAACGGACUUAACACAGACAGAUUUCCGUAAUAUAGUCAGUUCCAUUCGGCCAUGAUCACGGUGAGAGAACGAUCAUGAGUUCAUGACUCAAAGGAAUGAAGAUUUAUGUGAACAUUUGUGCUGUAAUGUUUAAA